CGCCAGUGGAUGUCACAGAACUUGAUGAACGUCUCUUCCGGCGCGCCAGCCAACCAGAACCCAUACCCUCAGCUCGACCCGCGUCUCCUUGGAGGUUCCAACGCUGCUCCCGUCGGAGGUAACCAUGGUGGACACCACGGACAACACGGCAGUGGGUCCGGACGGAGAUAGACGGGUCCUUGAGUCCGAGUCAGGAACGCGCGAAAAAUCAGCAGCAAUGAGUCAUUUCGAUAUUCUCCUCUCAUGCCACCACAAAUACAUAGCUGCCUGCAUCUGCAUCAUGAUCGACGGCAGUCAUGAAUACACAUACACCAAUCACACCAAUCACCACUCCGUCUCUUCUUCUUCUUUCUUUCUCUCUCUCCACUCAAUAAAUAGCUUUCUUCUUUGUCUGUUUGCUUUUUCAUGUACACCAAAAUAUUCGCAUUGUCCGGAGCGGGAGUGGGGGUUGCAUGGGGAUAUAUCCAUUUCUAUUUCAGGGUGUUCUUCUUCUUCUUUUUUUUUGUUUUCUGGGGGGCUUGUAUUAGAUUGUUUAGACGGCGUGCUUUGGGCGUUUCUGGAUUUGCUUGUUUCUACGGUUAUUACUUGUUCCGUCGCGUUUGUGCUCUUUUGGGCCGUCUUCUUCUUCCCAUAUAUAGGUCGCAUUAGAUUGUAUGUUGUAAUACUACUGUCAACCCCCCCGCUAAGCCUUCAAAGUAGGGCUUUCGGGUAAUACCUAAUGAGGAAAUAUUCUCGCUCCCUCGCCAGAACCUCAAAAUGCG
Tricharina praecox is the source of this 761-nucleotide messenger RNA. RefSeq lists its product as uncharacterized. The transcript is spliced from 2 exons. The record is from RefSeq and is a predicted model, not a curated record. NCBI's taxonomy places the organism in Eukaryota, Fungi, Ascomycota, Pezizomycetes, Pezizales, Pyronemataceae. Bases 125 to 712 code for a protein of 195 amino acids.